Molecule: messenger RNA, 1466 nt
Organism: Suillus subalutaceus
Lineage: Eukaryota; Fungi; Basidiomycota; Agaricomycetes; Boletales; Suillaceae
Product: MoaB/Mog domain-containing protein
Exons: 7
Coding region: 290-1282 (330 amino acids)
Source: RefSeq, a predicted model, not a curated record
AUCCCAGUCUAAUCAGGUGUGUUGUAAUUGCAACUCAAUAUUGGUCUUCCUACUAUUUGGUCUACCUAUGGGAGACCAACAACUCACAAAACAAAGUUUGUCCAGCGUCUGGUUCUCGGGAUCGGCCCUCCGACCUCUAUCUUAAGCGUCUCCUGCUUAUAAUUAGCAGGGAGUAAUCUGAUUAUCGUCCGGUCCAUGCGUGCCAUUUCUCACCGAAUCUAACAUGUGACUCCCAGCCUUGAGCUCAAAUCUCACCUUAGGCAUUCUUCGACAUUGUUUAACUGUCGUCAUGUCUUCGUCACUAGCAGUGCCCCCCUUGGCUGUGGGAGCUUCUCAAGCCGAAGAUAAACCACCCAAACCUCCAGCUCCAGUCGUGAAUUUCCCCAAUUCCCCAAUUCCGAAGAAUUCACUUGGAGAGGGACGGUUCAUCAAGACUGCUGCUGCUCUCAUCAUUGGAGAUGAGAUCUUGAAUGGGAACACGUUGGACCGUAACUCGAACUACUUUGCGCGCUUCUGUUUUGAGAAUGGUAUUGAGCUCCAGAGAAUCGAGGUAAUUGCAGACGACGAGCUCGAGAUUCUUGAAGCUAGCCGAAGGAUGGUCCAGAAAUAUGAUUUCGUCAUCACCUCUGGUGGCAUAGGGCCUACUCACGAUGGUAAGUGCAUCAACCCCUGUUGUGACAGUCGAAGGUCUGAAUGCCUCUCAUUUCGAGAUAUCACAUACGCCUCGCUCGCAAAGUCUUUCGGACAAGAGCUCAAAUACCAUGGUGAAACCAUCGCGCGUAUGGAAGAAGCCAGCCGACACCGCACAUGGAUCACGCAGCAGAGCGAGGAGCAACGCACCGCUCGUAAACGUAUGGCAUUGUUUCCGGAAGCUGGCGAGGUUCUUUUUGUCGCUAGCGACAUCUGGGUUCCUGUUGUUCGACUGGAAGGCAAGCUAUGUAUAUUUCCAGGAAUCCCAUCACUCUUCCAGAAGCUGUUAGACAACUUGAAGCCUUUCUUACCUCUACCCACGGAAGAUGCGCGUCCCUUCCGGCUUCAAGUCUUUACUCCACUUCCGGAAUCGUCCAUUGCGCCAUUCCUUACAGCUCUACAGAAGCGUGUUAAGCCUGAGAAUAUCCGGAUAGGCUCUUACCCGCUCCUUCAGCCAGGGGCACACAUUGCACUAAUUGGAUUAGACCGUGAACGUGUCAAAGAACUCGGGUUGGAGGUGGAGAAAGAGUUGCAAGGACGUAUACUGAGUGCAGAGGAGACCGAGGCCAUGAUCAAGGCAAAGAGGCAGUGAUGUAAGUAGUAUUGUAUGACAUUGUGUGUUCAGGAAUAUACGAUCACCUUAGUGAUGUGAAAGGCUCAAAAACUGGCAGGUUCGGAACCCUUUGGCCGACGCUGCUGCUCCAGUUUAACGUCUCCCGCAAGAACGUCCCUGAGCAGCACCAAGGUUGCCUUCGUAAAAGCCAUCAUGUUCUUCU